AUCGUCGAACUAUUUGCCGGAAUCUGUUCCCUCGAGGGAGACAAGAAUGGAAACAAAUACCAGACUUUCGAUGGGAAAAUGGCGGCAGUCGCCUUCGCUCACAAGUCCGUGCGUAACGCAAGGCUCAAUUAUAAGAAUCCGGAAUAUGAGCUCAUUGCUCGAGGGUAUAAGCGCCUCAACAGCCACGUGAAGAGGAAACAACCAGUCACCACAUCGAUGCUGCUCGCGAUGCAUCGCCAACUCGAAGCCGACCGGUUCGUAGACAAUGCGGACACCAAUGACAUGUUGUGGGGGUCUAUCCUACUGGGUUACUUCUUUCUGGACCGCAGCUCA
Messenger RNA from Phytophthora sojae, 333 nucleotides. RefSeq lists its product as hypothetical. The transcript has a single exon. The annotation marks the transcript as partial. The record is from RefSeq and is a predicted model, not a curated record. Lineage: Eukaryota; Oomycota; Peronosporomycetes; Peronosporales; Peronosporaceae.